AAGGAAACGAAAUUGAGAAAAGCUUUCAGUUUAGUGCUUUCAUUCGAAGGUGAAACAUCAUGUUGUGGAUAAUAUUUGUGUUAUUCCUAGUGCAUCCAUCGAUGCAGCGACGACAAACAUUUAAGUGCAACGAUUAUGUUACGGAAUCAACUAGUUUCCAUCGUUCUGGCAUUGCUUUUCGUCACGGACCUCAUUACGUCUGCUAUUUAUCGAAUGUCAUACAAAUGUCCAGUGUCAUUCAAAUUGUACACGACAUAUCAUCACAUUCUUAUGUUGAUGGCAAGAAUGGCUUAAUAGAGCCAAAAGAAGUCGGUGCGAUUGUUGUGAAAAAUUCAAAUUUAAUAAUUGUACCAUCGCAGCUGUUCCAAUCGUUUAAAAGUUUAUUGGUCUUUCGGGCAUCGGAUGUCAAUUUGAGACAAAUAUCACGCGAUGACUUUAAAGAUGCUGAACAUUUGACAAUUUUACAUUUGGACAGAAAUCAAAUUACGGAUCUUGAGGAUGGACUUUUGUCGUACUUAAAGAAAUUACAGCGACUCGACUUGUCAAGGAAUCAAAUUACAGCAAUCAAUGAAGAGACAUUCCGAGGAUGCAGCAGUGACUUGUAUGAAGUUGAUUUGUCAUACAACAGAAUAUCAGAACUGGAUUAUAGCACCUUGAUUCCAUUAGCACACACAAAAAAAUUGUCAGUGGAACUAAAUUUAAAUUACAAUGAAAUUAAGGAAGUUCGUGAAAGUCAUAGCGUGUCGCAUUUAACAUUCGAGGCACUUCUUCUUAAAAAUAAUUUAAUUGAGUGCUUUACAUGCCCAGACAUGAAGAUUGGUGAGCUGCACCUGGAAAGUAAUCGACUCUCGGUUGUAUCGUUUGAUAAUUGCUCGGUUGAGUAUCUUGUGGCAUCAAAAAAUCAUCUCAGGUGGCUUCACAUUCACAAUGACUUAAAAGGACUUGUUGCGUCUCAGAACAACAUCAGAAGCUUCGUGAUCAGCGGUGAAAAUUCAGAAAUUUUCCAUUUUGACUUGAGUGAGAAUGAGAACAUUGGUCAUGUCUUUCCAACGCUGAAAACUUUAGGGGAAUUGCAAUUUUUGAACAUGUCUUAUUCUUACAUUGGAGUCUUGCAUGAAGACACAUUCUCAAAUAUGAAAGACUUAAAGUAUUUGCUUCUUAAAGGCUGCAGCAUUGAGAUCAUUCCAUUUGAAAUAUUUGGCAAUAACAAGCAUUUAAUCACAUUGGAUAUAUCUGAUAAUUUACUCGAAAGUGUAGAUUUGCACAUGUUUACUGGAUUAGAUCGAUUAAGGCUUCUUGACUUAUCGAGAAAUAAAUUGCGAAAACUUGAUGGAUUUGAGAGAAUCAGACUGAUCAUGCCAGAAUUGAGAGAAAUAAAUAUUUCCAAUAAUCAAUUUGAAUGCCAUGACUUAUCAGUCAUCAUGAAAACAUUUGAAUCUAUUGGAGUUAAUGUUAUUAAGAGUCAUGAUGGACCUGAGGCUAAGAAGAAUGUGGAUGGGGUUGCGUGCUUCUGAGCUUAAGCUUGAUUAUGGAAGAAAUCUUAUGCGAACCUAGCUCUACUUUUAAGUUUAAUGUUUUGUAUCAAAAAUAAUUUUUGAAAUUAAUCUUAUUGGAAUUUUCUUAUAGAAAUGAAAUUAAAUGUUUUUAAAUAAAUUUGGUUCAUAGAUUCUUCAAAUAAAAUGCAUACUUAAUAAAGC
Messenger RNA from Chironomus riparius, 1697 nucleotides. NCBI's taxonomy places the organism in Eukaryota, Metazoa, Arthropoda, Insecta, Diptera, Chironomidae. The record is from the annotation of a GenBank genome assembly.